Messenger RNA from Iphiclides podalirius (scarce swallowtail), 345 nucleotides. NCBI's taxonomy places the organism in Eukaryota, Metazoa, Arthropoda, Insecta, Lepidoptera, Papilionidae. The record is from the annotation of a GenBank genome assembly.
AUGAAAUUAAUACGGAACCACGUAGGAUCUAAGCCGAAACCAAACCUCAACGGUUCCGAGACGUUUUUCAUUACUCGUCGGUGUCGCGCGGUAGCCGGAGGGGGAGGGGGGGGAUUGGGGGUCUUCAUUGAGCUCCCGGGCCUCCGUUUCUAUUUUAGGAGCCCCGGGGAGACCGGUCUGGUCGGGUGGGGGGCUGACGUCAACCGGCGCGGGCACGAUUCACCCUCGCGCGGCGGGGGAGUUUUGUUCCACGAAAAAAGGGUGGGCGCUGAAAACAGGCAGAAGCUUCUGGCCGUAUCCACCGUAGCAAUGCUACAUAUGUCGCUUAAGAAUAGCUUCAGCAUA